AUGGCCGAAGGCGGCAUAAUACCGAUAAAUAUAGUUAAACAGCUUACAAAUAAAAAUUAUUAUGUUUGGGCGUUAAAAAUAAGUGCGAUAUUAAGAAGUAGAAAAUUAUAUAAAGAAGUAAUAGAGGCUGCGGAACCUCCGAUAUCUGCAAACUUAGAAUCUCCCGAGGCAAAGGUUAGAGCCACGUGCGAAGCAAAAAAUGACGAAGCGUUCAGUCUUAUAAUAUUAACCUUGUCGGAAGAACAAGCAGGCCAAUUUCUGAAUGAAUCGUCAGCUAAAGCAGUAUGGGAAAAAUUAAAGCAGAGAUUUUCCGGAAAUGUAGAAGACCGAAAAAUAGAUGUAAGCAUCGAGUUAAAAAAUAUAAAAAUGAAUAGUCAUGAAUCGGUACAGGAAUAUAUUACACGUGCUAAAAAUAUUGCAUCACGAAGUGCAGCUCUGGGCCAAAUAAUAUCUGAUAGUGAAUUAACCUUUCAUGUGGUAAGAGGAAUUCACCCCAAAAUGGAAAAAACAGCUAGCGUUUUAAGAACACAGAGGUCGUUGACAAUAGAAGAAAUUGAACAAGCUUUGUCAGAAGAGGAGGCACGAAGCACAAGUCAGAGUGCUCCGUCCCCAUGUACAUGGAAAGGUGAGAAAGCUUAUCAUGCUACUGAACAUCAAUACUUGGGAUGUUUAUGGGAUUGA
Molecule: messenger RNA, 681 nt
Organism: Dufourea novaeangliae
Lineage: Eukaryota; Metazoa; Arthropoda; Insecta; Hymenoptera; Halictidae
Exons: 1
Coding region: 1-681 (226 amino acids)
Source: RefSeq, a predicted model, not a curated record